Nicotiana attenuata is the source of this 687-nucleotide messenger RNA. RefSeq lists its product as uncharacterized. NCBI's taxonomy places the organism in Eukaryota, Viridiplantae, Streptophyta, Magnoliopsida, Solanales, Solanaceae. The transcript has 2 exons. Bases 1 to 687 code for a protein of 228 amino acids. The record is from RefSeq and is a predicted model, not a curated record.
AUGUUGAAAAAAGAGUUGAAGAGCCUAAACAGACAGUACUUCAGGAAUAAUGAAAGAGAGGCUAAUGAGGAUAGAGCAGCACUAAAACAUGCACAAAGCCUUCUGCAGACAGAUCCACUGAAUUCAGAGUGGCAAUUAAUAGAAAAAGAGAAGUAUCAGAAGUUCAGACACUCAUCCUAUCUUGCAGAAAUGUACCUACAGCAGAAGAACAAAGCUACUUGGAUAAAACUGGGAGAUGAAAACACUAGUUACAAUGCUAUCAUUGGAAGCCAGAAUCGACUAGAAAACACUAAUCUCAUUUGGAAUGAAAUAGCACAACCAAAACAUAGAUUUAUCACAUGGCUAGCUGUUCAAGAAAGAUUACUCACAAAGGAGAGAUCUCAAAAACUAGAUAUUCAUGUAGAGGAUUCUAGCUGCUGUUUAUGUGAUGCCCAGGAAAAUGAGACAGUUCAACACCUGUUUGUUGACUGUACUAGAACCCAAGACAUUAGGAAGGGUCUUCUAAAUUGGUUGGGAUUGCACGUGCAAGUUGGAGAGGUGCAGCAAGGACUAGAAGAAAUUAACAGAAAGCAUUGGAAAAGAUUCAAAAAGGAGGUGGCAGCUGCAUUAUGGGAAGCUAUGAUAUAUCAUAUUUGGAGAGGUAGAAAUAGGAAACUGUUUGAAGAAUUAAUCGAAAAACAGAGUUGA